UUGUUGCUCUUGUCAUACAUAUGACUGGAGCCGUCUAUGGUUCUAGUGCUGCUUCAGACCAACUUGCAUUACUGGAAAUUAAAGCAAAGAUUACACUUGAUCCUCAAGGUGCUUUGACAUCAUGGAAUGAUUCCCUUCCUUUUUGCCAGUGGAGAGGAGUGACAUGUGGUCGCCGCCACCGAAGAGUCACAAUGUUGGAUCUACAAGACUUGGGUUUGGUAGGCUCUUUAUCUCCUUAUAUUGGUAACAUGAGUUUCCUCAGCUACAUUAACCUUGGCAGCAACCAACUUCAUGGAAGCAUCCCUCCUGAGAUAGGUCAUUUAUACCGGUUACGGUCAGUAUACCUUUUCAACAAUUCAUUCACGGGGGAAAUCCCGGCCAACAUCUUUAACUGCUCAAAGCUAUCAUUCAUCAAAUUACAAUAUAAUAAGCUAUCCGGCAAAAUUCCAAAUGCUUUUAGUUCUAAGUCGAUGAUAACUGUGUUACACUUACACACAAAUCACCUCACCGGCGGUAUUCCACCAAUGAUAGGCAAUCUCACAUCUCUUGAGGAACUCAGUCUAGCUUACAAUCAGCUAGAAGGGAGCAUUCCUGAUUCCUUUAAUCAACUAAAAAACUUGAGAAAAAUAGGUGUGGGAGCGAAUGGCCUCGUUGGUGCCUUCCCUUCGUUUAUGUUUAACCUUUCCAUGUUAGAAAUUCUAAGUUUCUCAGAAAAUCAACUUCAAGGCAGUCUACCCUCCAACUUAUGUUUGAGUCAGCCCCAUCUCACGUGGAUAGGAUUUGGGUCUAAUCACUUCAAUGGAUUCCUUCCACCGUCAAUAUCAAAUUGUUCAGAGUUGGAAGUCCUUGCUUUGCCUAAUAAUUACUUGAAGGGCGAAAUAGCUGUUGAUUUUGGAAGACUACAACAUCUUAAUAAACUAUCUCUUGCUGCCAACAAGUUUGGAAGCAAGGAUCGCGAUGACAUGAAUUUCUUUUCUUCUUUGUCCAACUGUAGCAAUUUGGAAAUUGUGGACCUUUUCAGAAACCAAUUAGGAGGGGUGCUGCCAAAUUCACUGGGGAAUUUCUCAUCCAAACUGUCUUACCUAGCGUUGAACAGUAACCACCUCUCAGGUAGCAUCCCUUCAUCUAUAGGCAAUUUGUUAGGCCUAACCACAUUUUUUUCAAGUGCAAACAACUUCACAGGCUUGAUUCCUGAAAGCAUUGGCAAGCUUCAACACUUGCAAAUACUGUAUCUUGACAACAACCAUUUCUUUGGGGUUAUUCCAAGAUCUAUAGGAAACUUGUCACUUUUAAAUAAAGUAGCAUUAGCUGGAAACAGUUUGGAAGGCAGUAUACCCUCCACUAUUAAGAGUUGGAAACAAGUCAUAGCUUUGGACCUUCAUGGAAAUAAACUAAGUGGGAGUGUACCCAAAGAGCUAUUCCAACUGACCUCACUUUCCAUAGCGCUAGAUCUGAGUCAAAACAAUUUGUCCGGAGUGCUUCCACAAGAGAUUAGCAAUCUUAAACUCUUGGGAACACUUGAUUUUUCUAUGAAUCGUUUCACAGGUGAACUUCCAAGUAGUUUAAGCAGUUGCGUCAGUCUUGAAAACCUAAACCUUUCUAGUAAUCUCUUUUAUGGAUCAAUGCCGGAAUCAUUUAUUUCGUUGAAAGCCCUCGAAUAUGUUGACUUGUCGCGCAAUAACUUUUCUGGACACAUUUCAACGUAUUUGCAACAAAUUCCCUUGAAGCAACUUAAUAUUUCGUAUAAUAACUUUGAGGGUGAGGUACCUGUUAAAGGUGUUUUCACCAACACAGGUGCAAUAUCAGUCAUUGGGAACACAAGACUCUGCGGGGGAAUAGCAGACCUUCACCUACCCAAAUGCACAAGCACAGCUAGCAACCCCAAAGGACGAACUCGAAAGCUUUCUGUGCGUGUUAUUGUAGCAGUUUCACUAUGUUCCACUGUUGCAGGUUUAGCUCUCUUGUCCUUUGUCUUGUUUUACUGUGGUAUAAAAAAGAAGAGAGAUGAACCACCAGAAGCAAGAUUGACUGAAUCUAUUGAGAAGAUAUCAUAUGGAAGACUUUUUAAAGCAACAGAAGGGUUCUCUACCAAAAAUCUGAUUGGUACAGGCAGUUUUUCUUCGGUUUACAAAGGAGUUUUUGAUGAAAAUGGCUUCACUAUGGCAAUCAAAGUACUAAACCUUCAACGUCGAGGAGGUUUUAAGAGCUUUAUGGCUGAGUGUGAGGCAUUGAGAAACAUUCGUCACCGCAACCUGGUGAAGGUCAUAACUGCUUGCUCAAGUGUCGAUUUCCAAGGAAAUGAUUUCAAAGCUUUGGUGUACGAUUUCAUGCCAAAUGGGAGUCUGGAUAGCUGGUUGUAUUCCGUAGACCGUACGCUGGAUCUUGUUCAAAGAAUCAGUAUCAUCAAAGAAGUGGCUUUUGCUCUUGAUUAUCUCCAUUGUCGUUGUGGAAAUGUUAUUGUUCAUUGUGACUUGAAGCCGAGCAAUAUUUUACUGGAUGCGGAUAUGGUUGCUCAUGUUGGAGAUUUUGGGCUUGCGAAAAUACUUUUCCUUAAAGAAGGUCCUAAUGCAAACGCGAGUAGCUCAAGUUUUAUAAGAGGAACCAUUGGUUAUGCACCUCCAGAAUAUGGGCUUGGAAAUGAAGUGUCAACCAGUGGGGACAUAUAUAGCUAUGGGAUCUUAUUGUUAGAGAUGUUGACAGGAAAAAAACCUGUUGAUCCAAUGUUUGAAGGAGGCCUAGGCCUGCAUUCCUAUGCUAGGAGUGCCUUGGCUGAAGGUUUGGUUCUUCAGAUUGUGGAUCCAAUGCUUCUAAGUAAGGACGUCAACGAAAAUAGUUUGAUUUCACUUGUAAAAAUCGGUGUGCAAUGCUCUUAUGAGUCUCCACAAGAUCGAAUGGAUAUUGGGACUGUUAUUCACGAGCUCUUCGGGACAACAUUUGCAAGUAGAUCUUGACUUGUUAAAUACCCACUAUGCAAAUGGUGCGACCCAAAAAGCUAGCUAGUUUGUUGUUUAAUAAACAAUACUUGCUUUCAUCCAUCUGAAUCAAUAAACGAGUUAUAAUGUUUUAUUAUUA
Messenger RNA from Helianthus annuus (common sunflower), 3072 nucleotides. Its product is annotated as putative receptor-like protein kinase At3g47110. NCBI's taxonomy places the organism in Eukaryota, Viridiplantae, Streptophyta, Magnoliopsida, Asterales, Asteraceae. Gene Ontology annotation, molecular function: protein kinase activity; ATP binding; protein binding. Gene Ontology annotation, biological process: protein phosphorylation. The record is from RefSeq and is a predicted model, not a curated record. Bases 21 to 2951 code for a protein of 976 amino acids. The transcript is spliced from 2 exons.